AUCAAGGAUGGCAAAGACACGUAAUAAUACCGGGACCAAGAUCAGGAAAACAUCGAGAGUGCAAGAAGCGGAGGCUGGUAUUGAAAGCGAGAAGGAAACCGAGGAGAUAAGCACACCACAAUCAAGUAAAUCAAAGAAACAGAUCAAGAAGUAUCCUACGCCGAACAAUUCUUCGAGACCGGGAUCCUCCAAGACGCGACCAACGUCACGAUCUAGUAGUGAUAAGGUGAAUACGACCCCGGGGAAGAUAACGAAGAAGUUAAUGAAGGAAGGGAAGAAACGAGAAAUAACAGAGGCGGAGAUUGUGAAAAGUAAGGAUGUGAAGGGAUUAAUAGCCAUUAUGAAUUCGUUAGUGAAUAAUGAACAGGAUGAAAUAUAUGAUAAGUUCAAGAAGCAAAACGAAGAGGUGAUAAGUAAGGAUGAAGAGAUUAUUCGAGAGAUGAGUGAAAAGAUUGAACAACAACAAGAUACGAUUGAACAAUUAAUAGGGAUGAUUCCAAAAAAGAAUUCCAAUGAAAGUAUACUACAAUUGAAUGAAACGCCAUUAAAGGGGAAAAAAUUAGGGGAAGAGUAUCCUGAUUUAUCAUAUAAUAAUACUGCCCAAACCACGUAUGAAUCACCCAUUAGGAAGAAGAAGAAUAUAACCAAUCAAUUUACGAACGAGCCCGAACUCAUUAACGAAGACCAAUUGAAUAAAGAAUUAAAGACGAUCAGUAUAAUAUUGGAUAUGUUAGAAUUGUUAACUGGAUUAAGAAUUGUUAACUACGAGGAAGAUGAGAGUAAAUUCUACUUUGAUGUUAAACAGGUUAAUACUAAUGAAAAAUUGACGAUCCAUAUAGAAUAUAAAUUAAUUAUACAGAAAGAUUUUGAAAUUGCCGCCGAAGUGAAUUAUUUACCAACGUUUUUGAAUGAUUUAGAAGAUGACAAUGAAGAAAGACGAAGUGUUACCGGAUUAUUUUUGUGA
This is a messenger RNA of Hyphopichia burtonii NRRL Y-1933, 964 nucleotides long. RefSeq lists its product as uncharacterized. Bases 8 to 964 code for a protein of 318 amino acids. The record is from RefSeq and is a predicted model, not a curated record. Gene Ontology annotation, molecular function: protein binding. Lineage: Eukaryota; Fungi; Ascomycota; Pichiomycetes; Serinales; Debaryomycetaceae. The transcript has 2 exons.